AGCUGCUCCUGCUCACCUCCGAGAGCACUGAGACUCUGGUGUGCACCAUGGGCCUGACCAUGGCCGUGGCCAGCAUCAACACAAGCACCGUCCUCAUGGUCAAGGUCAUGCAGAUGAAUGGUGCCUGUAGCCACAGGAGCCCGCUGUGAUGAGGGUGAGCGUCCCAUGUGCCAUCAUAGCCCCACAUCCCCAUCCUGACCCACACAUCCCCUUAUGUGGGUCCUGUCCUUGGGGUGCUUGGUCAGAGGAAGGGUGCUUGGAGACAGCCCAGCCCCUCUGCUGACCUGUGUCACUGCAGCGUUUGUAGCCCUGUGCAACAGCGCUGUGAGGUCUGGGAGGUCCGUGAGGGCAACCGUGGGUGACCAUGGGGUGAUUGAAGGGGACCACGGGGAGAACAUGAAGUGACCACGGUAAGACAUAAGAGGCAAUAUCCCAUAAGAAUGGGGUGGCAAAGAGGUGAUUAUGGGGGUAUCUUGGGAUAACCAGGUGAGAGCAGGGGGAUCACUGGGUGACCGUGAAGUUACGAUGAAGGAAGUGUGAAGGAACUGUGGGGUGACCAUGGAGAGACCAUGGGCAGAAUAUUGUGUGGUCACAAAUUGACCAUGCAAUGACACUGGGAUGAGCAUAGGGCGACCACAGGCCGGAAAGGAUGGGAAGAGCCUGGGAAGUGGUAUAGCAAGCAACUGAGCGUGUCCCACAGAGCAGUUAGCAGCAGGGCUGGGUGGAAUCACUGGUGUAUGGAGAGAGCUCUGCAUCACAGAGCUCCCUCUUACAAUUGGCCACUAUGAAAUACUGGAGGGGGGAGAGAGCAGCGAGCAUUCCUCGGAGCAGGCAGACAGACGGAUGGCACACAAGACAGCGCCGUCACGCCAGGGCUGAUCGAGGUACCCGCAAUGGAGAUCUGCCUGGAGACGGGUGAUGCCGCCCAGCCCAGGCACUCCCUGCUCCGGAGCAGCGGCGCGGGCUGCCGGCACCCUUCAUCCUCCUCCGACAGCAGCCAUGGGGAGCGGCCGUGUGGUGGCGGCCGGGGCCGUGCUGGUGGCACUGGUGGCGCUGGGAGCACGGCUGGCCGCUGGCACGCGGCCCUCGGCGUUUUUCCAGUGGAGCGCUACAGUUGAGUGCCACUUCCUCAAUGGCACCGAGCGGAUGAGGUUUCUGGUGAGGCACGUCUACAACCGGCAGCAGUACGUGCACUUUGACAGCGAUGUCGGUCUCUUCGUGGCCGACACGGUCCUGGGAGAGCCUUCUGCUCGGCUCUUCAACAGCCAGCCGGACGUGCUGGAGAAGAACAGGGCUGCGGUGGAAAUGCUCUGCAACUACAACCACGAGAUAGUGGCCCCUCUGAUGCUGCAGAAGAGAGAGCCCAAGGUGAGGAUCUGUGCGCUGCAGUCGGGCUCCCAGCCCCAAACCGACCGGCUGGCUUGCUACGUGACAGGCUUCUACCCCCCCGAGAUCGAAGUGAAGUGGUUCCAGAAUGGGCGGGAGGAGAUGGAGCGCGUCGUGUCCACGGACGUGAUCCAGAACGGAGACUGGACCUACCAGGUGCUGGUGCUGCUGGAGACCAGCCCACGGCACGGGGACAGCUACGCGUGCCAGGUGGAGCACACCAGCCUGCGGCAGCCCAUCAUCCAGCUCUGGGAGCCGCUGGUGGAUGUGGGCAGGAGCAAGCUGCUGGUGGGCAUUGGGGGCUUUGUGGUGGGGCUCAUCUACCUGGCGCUGGGGCUCUUCCUCUUCCGGCACAGUAAGAAAGUUUCAGGGCACCCUGAUCCAACCACUCCAGGGAUCCUGAACUAGCAGCUGCCCCACACUGCUGCUCCACCAGCAUGUCCUGCACUCCCCAGCCAGGAGCUAGAGUUUCCCUUUGUGUUGUCACCGCGUUCCCUGCUGCCGCUGCAGAGCCUGCUCUGUCCCCUUCUCAAUUAGAACUCGCUGAAGUGUUGACUCCGUGGUCCUUCCCCUUCCUUACAGUGGUCACCCAAUGACACCCCACUGUGGUCACCCAGUGGUCACCUCUUUGUCACCCCAUCACCCAUCGCUACACCAUCUUUGCCCGAUGUGACCCACACGAUUACUCGUGCUCACCUCUCAUUGGCCAGACUUUCCCCUUCUGGUCCCUUCACUCUCAAGCCAUUUUUCCCCCUGAGACUCCUUCCUAUCAACCCCGUGGUCACCCAAUCUUGCCACCAUGUUCUCAGUAUGCCAACCCAUGUCCUCACCAUGAUUACCCCGCAGUCAUCCCAGAGAUACACAUUUUGCACCCACUUUCUCACCCAUGAACACCUCAUGGCUGUGUUACGGUUAGGCCGUGACACCUUGCGAUCACUCGGUGUUCCCAUCAAAAUGACCCCACAGUGUUCUGGUUCCAGCUCAGACACUGUGAGUAGCACACUGGUUUUUUGGCUGUUGCUGAGUGAUGGAGCACUCCUGAGGCCGGGCCGGGCCACUAAGAGGGGAAGAACCAUUGCCAUGAUGAUGUAGAGCCAGGACAGGUGUCCUCAUCCAAGCAUACGUGACGCCAUGCGGAAGGCCUUGAAUCUGUGUGGAGUUGGGCAGAAUGCAGAUGAUGAUUGAUGCUUGGGGUCAAGCUGGGCUUGGGUGGGCGUUGGUUGGUGGGUGCUGACGUGUGUUGCCCCAUGGCCACCCCGUGGCCACCUCUUCACAACCUCAUUCCCACCUUACGCUCCUCCCUGUGAUCUGUCGUGUUUCCCUCUGUGUUCCCUCACUGUCAUCCCGUGGUCACCCCACCGCCUCGCCAUGAUCCCACCCCUCGUGAUCA
Molecule: messenger RNA, 2776 nt
Organism: Lagopus leucura (white-tailed ptarmigan)
Lineage: Eukaryota; Metazoa; Chordata; Aves; Galliformes; Phasianidae
Product: class II histocompatibility antigen, B-L beta chain
Exons: 5
Coding region: 919-1794 (291 amino acids)
Biological process (GO): positive regulation of T cell activation; antigen processing and presentation of exogenous peptide antigen via MHC class II; immune response
Cellular component (GO): MHC class II protein complex; membrane
Molecular function (GO): MHC class II protein complex binding
Source: RefSeq, a predicted model, not a curated record